This is a messenger RNA of Penaeus indicus, 501 nucleotides long. RefSeq lists its product as uncharacterized. The coding region runs from base 1 to 501 and encodes 166 amino acids. NCBI's taxonomy places the organism in Eukaryota, Metazoa, Arthropoda, Malacostraca, Decapoda, Penaeidae. The transcript is spliced from 2 exons. The record is from RefSeq and is a predicted model, not a curated record.
AUGAUCCCUUCUCCCUCUAUUCCGGUUGACGCGGACCGGCAGCUUAAUAACUUGACGAGAGAGACAACCGGGGCUUCGUAUCAUUUCAUCGACGAGCCUUACAGCUUCGACCUAGAAUACAGCCUCGAGGCCAUCCAGGAUUUUAUACCUUCACCCACAAAGAGCAGUGUGCUAUACCGUAAAACAUUCCUUAACGUGAGCCAGUUGACCACACUGCAGGAGCAUUUCUACGUUGACUGUUGCCUGAAUAAGAUGGGUAUUAUAAUUGACAUGGAAAGUGACGACCAGUAUACACCGCAGCUUAAAGAUCCCAAUGGGCAGACUGUUGAUGGUCAAUUCGAGAAGUUGCUGCAUGCGUGGGUUUUUGACGUGAGCAAGCCCGAGGUAGGAAGCCCAGGUUUUUUUCUCGUGUAUCUAACUACUGUUAGCGUCUGGUGUCGUCCAGAUCAUUCCGUGUAUAUACUUGGUACUGUUGAUAGCAGAAAUGCCAUAAAACUGUGA